Molecule: messenger RNA, 882 nt
Organism: Glycine soja
Lineage: Eukaryota; Viridiplantae; Streptophyta; Magnoliopsida; Fabales; Fabaceae
Product: transmembrane emp24 domain-containing protein p24beta2-like
Exons: 4
Coding region: 31-621 (196 amino acids)
Biological process (GO): endoplasmic reticulum to Golgi vesicle-mediated transport; intracellular protein transport; Golgi organization
Cellular component (GO): endoplasmic reticulum-Golgi intermediate compartment; COPII-coated ER to Golgi transport vesicle; Golgi apparatus
Source: RefSeq, a predicted model, not a curated record
AAAGUGGGGCUAUCAAAAUUUGCCACUGCAAUGGUAAUCUUUUCCAGCCUGAAUGCAGUGCUUGGGAUCAGAUUUGUGAUUGACAGAGAAGACUGUUUCUCUCAUAAUGUUCAAUAUGAAGGGGAUAGAGUCCAGGCUUCAUUUGUUGUGAUCAAGAUUGAUACAUCUUGGCAAUAUACUAAUGAUGGUGUAGACCUUUCGGUGAAGGGACCUUCUGGUGAAACAAUUAAAGAAUUUCAUGACAUGACAAGUGAAAUAUUCGAAUUUGUGGCUCGAGACAAUGGACCUCAUCGCUUCUGCUUCACCAACAAGUCUCCCUAUCAUGAAACAAUUGAUUUUGAUGUCCAUUCUAACCACGUUCAUUUCACUGAUCAGCAUGCAAAAGAUGAGCAUUUAACUCCUUUGUUAGAUCAGAUAACGAAGUUAGAGCAUGCACUUUUCAACAUUCAGUAUGAACAGCAUUGGCUUGAGGCUCAGACAGAACGCCAGGCAAUAGUAAGCAAUGCAUUGAGCUCCAGAACACUUCACAAGGCCAUACUUGAAUCAAUGGCACUAAUGGGAGCCAGCGCCCUCCAAGUUUAUCUUCUUCGUCGCCUCUUUGAAAGAAAGCUUGCAAUAUAGAGUUCAAGUGUCACUACGUUGAUUUUGGAGCAUAACUUGUUAGUCCACUAAAUUAUGUUGGCCAUUAUAGGUUACACUGCAUGCAUUAGAACCAACUGAUUGAAUAUUAUUUAGCUGCUCGGCUCUGUUUUUUUAGGCACAUGGACAUGCAUUCUUGUCUUGUGCUACACAAAAAAGUCAUGUUAAUAUUGCUGUCUCCGAGCUCUCUUGUUGAGUCCUCUUAAAUUUCGCAGGAAAAGUGGACCAAAUAAAUGAUAAAUA